UUGCAUCUCGAUGUACCUCCGAUCCAAGGCCGGCGGCACCGGCAUCACCGGCAUCACCGCGCGGUCCGUCGGCAGCAGGCCACUCAACUUCUUUAGGCUGUGCAUGUACAACACGGACGAGGCCGACUGGGGCGACAAAGUCAACUUCAUCUUCGCCGGGCUCGGCGUCGUCCCGUUCGUUAUGAUGUGAUCGGAAAUCCCGGAGACGAUGGGCCGGACGCACGGCGAUCUCGACCACCUAUUCGAGUCCGGGUCCCAGUUGAGGGAUUCAGGCAGGGCGCUCGGUGCCGGAUGUGCAGACUACGGAGGACGACUUGAAAGGGUGAUAGAUGAGAAAUCUUGAC
Messenger RNA from Colletotrichum destructivum, 344 nucleotides. RefSeq lists its product as uncharacterized. The coding region runs from base 11 to 190 and encodes 59 amino acids. The transcript has a single exon. NCBI's taxonomy places the organism in Eukaryota, Fungi, Ascomycota, Sordariomycetes, Glomerellales, Glomerellaceae. The record is from RefSeq and is a predicted model, not a curated record.